This is a messenger RNA of Vanrija pseudolonga, 2697 nucleotides long. RefSeq names its product Putative peroxisomal acyl-coenzyme A oxidase 12. The record is from RefSeq and is a predicted model, not a curated record. Lineage: Eukaryota; Fungi; Basidiomycota; Tremellomycetes; Trichosporonales; Trichosporonaceae. Gene Ontology annotation, cellular component: peroxisome. The transcript has 2 exons. Gene Ontology annotation, biological process: fatty acid beta-oxidation using acyl-CoA oxidase; lipid homeostasis. Gene Ontology annotation, molecular function: FAD binding; fatty acid binding; acyl-CoA oxidase activity. Bases 87 to 2177 code for a protein of 696 amino acids.
CCACUCGUCCCCCAAGCCUUUUAAACGUCUCCCAUCCGCUUUCUUGGCUGCAACAUUGUCUCAUCACCAACCAGACCUAUAGCACCAUGCCGUCCGCUCCUCCAUCCUGGGUUCAGGCGCUCAAGCCCUCCGACCCCCAGGGCCCCGAUCUCCUCACUGCCGAGCGCAGCGGCUCCAAGGUCAACUCGAACCGCCUCGCCGUCCUCCUCCACGGCCAGGAGGGUCUCGACCGCGCCGACAAGCUCACCAAGAUUAUCGCGGCCGAGCCCGUGUUCAACAAGGACGAGCUCCUCUCCCUCGGCCGUGUCGACCGCAUCCAGCGCUCGCUUGCCCGCGGCAAGACGCUCAAGCGCCUCGAGAAGAAGCACGGAUGGAGCGAGGAGGAGUACCUCGCUGCCGUCCGCAUCUCGGGCGAGCCAAACGUCUACGGUCUCCACGACGGCAUGUUCCUCAAGACGCUCAAGGAGCAGGGCAACGCCGAGCAGCACAAGCUCUUCCUCGAGCCUGCUAUUGCCAACCGCUACAUUGGCUGUUACGCCCAGACUGAGCUCGGCCACGGCUCCAACGUUCGUGGUCUCGAGACCACGGCCACCUGGGACCCCACGGACAAGACGUUCGUCCUCCACUCGCCCAAGCUCACCGCUUCCAAGUGGUGGAUUGGCUCGCUCGGCCGCACUGCCAACCACGCCGUCGUCAUGGCCCAGCUCUUCAUCAAGGGCAAGAACUACGGACCCCACCCCUUCGUCCUCCAGAUCCGUGACCUCGACACGCACGAGCCCCUCCCCAACAUCUACGUUGGUGACAUUGGACCCAAGUUUGGUUACAACUCCAUGGACAACGGUUUCCUCCUCCUCAACCAGGUCAAGGUUCCCCACAUCAACAUGCUCGGCCGCUUCUCGACUGUCGACCCCGCGACGUCCGAGUACCGCCGUAUCGGUGCCCCCACUCUUGUCUACGGGACCCUCACCUUCAUCCGCUCGAUGAUUGUGCUCGAGUCGGGCGCGUCGCUUGCCCGUGGUGUCACCAUCGCCGUGCGCUACUGUGCCGUCCGUCGUCAGUUCCAGGACCGUGACGCCGAGGCUGCCGGUGUCCCCGGCGAGACCCCCGUCCUCAACUACAAGAUGGUCCAGGUCCGUCUCCUCCCGCUCCUCGCCGCCACCUACGCUCUCCACUUCACCGGCCGCAACAUGAUUGAGCUGUACAACCGCAACCAGGAGGUCAUGAAGAAGAACCUCGCUGCCCAGGCCGCAUCCAAGGGCUCGCCCGGCCCCGAGGAGCUCCAGCCCGGUGCCGAGCUCCUCGCCGACCUCCACGCCACCUCUUGUGGUCUCAAGGCCCUCUCCUCGACGAUUGCCAUUGACGGCCUCGAGAUGUGCCGUCGUGCUUGCGGUGGCCACGGAUACUCGAGCUACUCUGGUAUCGGCACCUGGUACUCGGACUACCUCCCCACCGUCACCUGGGAGGGCGACAACUACAUGCUCACCCAGCAGGUCUCGCGCUACCUGCUCAAGACUGCCCGUGCCGUUCAGAAGGGCAAGGCUCCCAACAACGACACCUCCAAGAUCUUGGCACACUACCUCAACCGCCAGACCACUGGCGCCGCUUACGACAUCCUCAACUCGGACGCGGACAUUGUCGCAGCAUUCGGCUGGCGCGCUGCCUUCCUCACCUUUGAGUCGCUCCGCCUCCGUGAUGUCCAGAAGCAGUCGUGGAACUCUCUCCUCGUUCAGUUCUGGCACCUCUCGACGGCCCACUCGCAGUACCUCGUCAUCAAGAGCUUCUACGACGCCGUGUUCGAGAACCGCGCCAAGGUCGCCGCCGAGGUUGGCGAGCAGACCGCCGACGUCCUCCAGGACCUCUUCAGACUGUACGCUCUCCACACCAUGGAGACGCACUCGGCCGAGUUCUUCACUGCUGGUGCCGUUUCCGUCAACCAGCUCACCCUCGCCCGCACGAGCGGCAUCUCGCAGCUCCUCGACCGCAUCCGCCCCAAUGCCGUCAACCUCGUCGACGCCUGGUCGUUCUCCGACUUCCAGCUCGACUCGUCGCUCGGCAACUAUGACGGCAACGUCUACGAGAAGCUGUUCAACCGUGCGCGCCAGAACCCGGUCAACACGCUCACCCUCGACCCCAACCCCGACUCGACGGUGUUGGUCAAGCGUGUCGCCAAGCUCUAAGCGUCAUGGUGUAGCAGCAGCAAAUUGAAACAUAGCAAAGUCAUCAUUCCAGUGCCCAUGUCGAGUUGUACGUUGUGAUAGGAGAUGCAAAAACGUCUUGGUCUAGCAAGCAGAGUUUGGUUGCCGUGUCCUUCAACCGAGCAUCGGUCCGGGGCGGCGCCGAUACACCUGCCAGCGCCGAUGUUAUCUUGCUCCGCCGGAGCAGGGGGGGUGGAGUCGAGGCGGCCCAUGUGAUGGCCGAGGAGUACGUGCAUGUCGUCUCGCUGCCCGAACAGCGUGGACCUGGUGUGUGCCAUGCGGCGUUCGGCGAUUGGCGUUGUCGCAGUCGUGGAUGGCGAGCAAGAGGAGCAGGGGGACCUCGUGCCACGUUCCAAACUGCGCUCGUGUGGUCCCGUUACCAGCCUCCGCUCUCCUGCCGUUUCCGCCAGCAACCUCUCCCUCCCACCCUGCACAUUACGACACGAAGGGAACAACGACCCUUACGGUGGUUGCAGCCUAGCAAAUCUGGGUACCAGUCGAG